Molecule: messenger RNA, 1398 nt
Organism: Suillus paluster
Lineage: Eukaryota; Fungi; Basidiomycota; Agaricomycetes; Boletales; Suillaceae
Product: Mycolic acid cyclopropane synthetase-domain-containing protein
Exons: 11
Coding region: 1-1398 (465 amino acids)
Biological process (GO): lipid biosynthetic process
Source: RefSeq, a predicted model, not a curated record
AUGUUGAAUGCAGCAACCUCUUCCGCGUUGACAUUCUCCUCAACUCCAAAUUUCUAUCGUUCCCCUUCAUCAUUAUCUAUUGUCCUUCCCAAUCCAAAGACUAUCCUCUCCAGCUAUGCGCGAAGCUCGGUCCUUGCCGUCAUGGAGAAAGCGAUCACUCGCGGCCACUUGACAGUCGCCGAUUCUGAAGGAGUUCACCAUUUUGGAACUCGCUCAAAAGGUUCAAACGAUGUCUACCUCAAAGUCGUGAACAGCGACUUCUGGAUGCGCAUUUUGUUCUCCCAGGAUCUUGGCUUCAGUGAAGCCUAUAUGAUGGGGGACGUUGAAGUGGACAGCCUGAAGGCUGUCAUGGACCUUUGGCUGGACAAUGAAACCGGAAUGGACAGCUUGUCAUCUGCGGUCUCUCGGAUAACAUCGGCGAUUUCCGGACUGUCGAACGCAUUUCUUGGUCAGACACGCUCCAAAGCACGUUUGAAUGCCAUUGCAAGUUACGAUCAAUCAAAUGAACUGUUCAAGGCCUUUCUGAGCCAAGAAAUGAUGUACUCCUGCGCCUUAUGGAACGAAUCGGAAGGUGGUGUUCGUGGAGACUUGAUUUCAGGUCCCACACCCGGCGACUUGGAAGCUGCCCAGCUCCGCAAAAUCCGACAUGUUCUCACUGCGGCCAAGGUCAAGCGAGGUGACCGAAUCCUAGAAUUCGGUUCUGGUUGGGGUGGUAUGGCUAUCGAGGCCGCUCGCACUUUUGGCUGCGAAGUCGAUACCUUGACUUUGUCAAAAGAACAAAAGGCUCUUGCUGAGGAACGCAUCAAGGCAGCUGGUCUCCAAGAUGUCAUUCGUGUUCAUCUCAUGGACUACCGCGAGAUUCCUCCAUCCUUCGAAAAGGCAUUUGACGCGUUUGUUAGCAUCGAGAUGCUUGAGCAUGUGGGCGCAAAGCAUUACCACGAUUACUUCAAGCUUGUCGACUUUGCUCUGAAGUCCAGCAAUGCAACAGCUGUUGUUAGCGCGUCAACAUUCCCAGAAUCGAGAUUCUCCGGCUAUCAGCCUGAGGAUUUCAUGCGCAAAUACAUGUGGCCUAACUCAUGCCUGCCUAGUGCUACGGCACUCAUAACUGCCGCAAAUACUGGUUCAGAAGGCCGUUUCACCCUUGAGGGUGUAGAAAAUCACGCAGCUCACUACCCACGGACACUGCGCGAAUGGGGACGUCGUCUUGACGCUAAUGUUAGACAGGACUUGAUUGUCAAAGACUACCCUUCUCUAAAGGACAAGGUCGAAUUCGAUGCUUUCCGCCGCAAAUGGCAGUACCUUUUUGCAUACGCUGGCGCUGGUUUCGCCAAAGGUUACAUUACCUGCCAUAUGCUUACAUUCACCCGUCCAAAUGACUGCCCCAUCAUUUGCGACUGA